CUCCACGCUGCUCCAGCUGAUCACUGCUAUGCUGGACCUGAAGAUGUGUCCUGUGAUUGCUGCACUGGAAGAAAGCGGAAAGCCACCAAGUCCUGUCUGCAGUGUCAGGUUUCUUACUGUGAGCAACACCUCCAGCCUCACUAUGAAGUGGUUCCAUUCAAGAAACAUAAGCUGAUUGAAGCUUCUGCAAAGCUUCAGGAGAACAUCUGUACUCGGCACAAUGAGGUGAUGAAGAUUUUUUGUCACGAUGAUCAAAAGUGUAUCUGUUACCUCUGCUCCAUGGAUGAACAUAAAGGACACAGCACUGUCAUAGCUGAAGCAGAAAUGACAAAAAGAAAAGGAGAGAUUGGGCCGAAACGGAGAAACAUCCAACAAAGAAUCCAAGACAGAGAGAAAUAUGUGACGAUGCUUCAGCAGGAGGUGGAGGCUAUAAAUCGCUCUGCUGAUAAAGCUAUGCAGGACAGUGAGGAGAUGUCCACUGAGCUGGUCCAUCUCAUUGAGGGAAAAAAUUCUCAUGUCAAGUGUGAAAUCAAAUCCCAGCAGGCAAUUGAAGUGAGUCGAGUCAAAGGGCUUCAGGAGAAGUUGGAGCAGGAGCUCGGUGAGCUGAGGAAGAGAGACGCUGAUCUGGAGAAGCUCUCACGCACAGAGGAUCAAACCCAGUUUCUGCACGAUUAUUUCUCACUGUCACGUCUCAGGAAAUCCACCGUCUUACCGAAGACCAAUAUCAGCCCUCUGCGAUAUUUUGAAGAUGUGACAACAGCUGUGUCAGAGGCCAGAGCUGAACUACUGAAAACUAAUACUAAGGAAUGGAAAAAGAUCUCAAUGACGGUGACUGGAGUGGAAGUUUUACUGCCACAAGACCCCAAGACGAGAACUGAAUUUUCCCAUUAUGCAGUUUACAAGCAUGAGUUAAAACUGGAUCCAAACACAGCAAACAUGCGGCUGGUAUUUUCUGAAGAGAACAGAAAAGUAGCCUUGGUAAGAGAUGAACAGUCAUAUUGUAAUCACUCAGACAGAUUCAUUGAUAAGCCUCAGGUUCUGAGUAGAAAACCGCUGACUGGACGCUGUUACUGGGAAGUGCAGUGGAGUGGAUUAGGACUUUCGGUAGCAGUUGCCUAUAAGGAUAUUGCCAGAACGGGAGAGGAAAGUGCAUUUGGAAACAACGACAAGUCUUGGGUACUGGAGUGUCUAUCCAAAGGUAAUUAUAAUUUCAAACAUGACGGUAACAGAACACCUAUCCCAGCCCCUCAGUCCCCCAGAUUAGGAGUAUUCUUGGACUUUAAAGCAGGUAUUCUGAUAUUUUAUGGUAUCUCUACACCUGAGCCGACUGUCCUCCACAGAGUCCAGACCACAUUUACUCAGCCGCUCUAUGCUGGACUUGGUGUUUGUUAUUUUGGAGCUACAGCUGAGUUUUGUGAUGUCAAGUAGACUGGAGCUAAAGUGAAGAAUUAUUUGGAUCAGAAGGCAGAAAGGGCUUUCACAAAUUAGAUACAGGUUUAAUCACCAUUAUGAUAACUCACUUAAAUGGACAUUUAUCUACAUAAAUCACAUCAUACAUACAUCAUCAUCAUUCCUAGUGCGCAUGUGCGAAAGCUGCACGCUGCCUGUUGCGCUCCUCCAGCCUUUGAGGUCACUUUUUGACUUUUGUUCGUUUUUGUUUUCUUCGCUGUGGCUCUGUGGAGUCCUGCCCUCUCCAACGGGGUUCUUUUUAGAGAGGUUUUUUUGUGUGCUUUUUGUCGUGUUUUUUCUUCGUGUUGUUUUUUAAAUGCUUCCACCUGGACACGCUGCCUUUGUUAACUCCGGGGAACCGAUAAUACCAGCCGAUAAUACCAGCUGAACUCUGGAGGAAAACACUGAAAAUGCAGAGUAUGAAUGCAGUCUGAUGUGCUUCACAGAGACAGGGCUGCACAGGGACACUACGGACCAGAAAAACUCUGUUGAUGGCUUCCACACUGUCUGGGCAGACCAGGAUUGUAAUCUAACACAUAUAUGGUCAAUAACUUUUUGAAGUUGUUGCACAUUAUUUAACUGUAAAUUUGAUCUUUUAUACCUUUUUAAAAAAUAAAUAAA
Molecule: messenger RNA, 2070 nt
Organism: Larimichthys crocea (large yellow croaker)
Lineage: Eukaryota; Metazoa; Chordata; Actinopteri; Sciaenidae
Product: tripartite motif-containing protein 16
Exons: 1
Molecular function (GO): protein binding; zinc ion binding
Source: RefSeq, a predicted model, not a curated record